CAACUAGCAAGUCUACACUUUAUAAAUCCUUCUCCUUCUCCUUCUCCUUCUCCUUCUCCCUCUCCUAAAAUCAAAUUCGAUCAACAACAAUGGCGUUCAUCGUCCCGCCCGCCCACGAUUUCCUGUCGACCCUCCCAUCGCACCUCAUCAUCGACAUCCUCUCCCGCCUCCCCGCCAAAUCCCUCCUCCGCUGCAAAUCCGUCUCCAAGCACUGGCUCCAUCUCACCUCCGAUCCCUACCUCGCCAAGCUCCAUCUCACCAGAUCAAAGCCCGGCGUCGCCAUCCACCAGUCCGAGAUAUCGAAGAACCUCCUCCGACUAGCCGAUUUCGACGAUUUCCACCUCCCCACGGCGGAGAUCGACCUCCAAUCGCUCACCCCCUCCCCCGAAAUCGCCGUCGACGGAUCCGUCAAGGGUCUCCUCCUCCUCCGCGACGCCAAUUACAAGCACGGGGCUCUCUACGUCUGCAAUCCCCUCACGCGCGAGUACAUCGAGCUCGCCGCCCCCAACCAGGUCGUCCGCUACCCUAGCGUCGUCACGCACGGAUUCGGAGUCAGCAAGGGGAGUGACGAAUUCAAGGUCGUCAGGAUUUAUCAGGAGAGGGAAAUGGACCCUAGGAGCGGCUCCUGCUUGAGAAUCCCCAAUUCCGAGUGCCACGUCUACACGCUCGGAACAGGGGAGUGGCGCGCUGUCGGCGACGCUCCUUUCGCCUAUGACGGCCGCCUAAUUGGCCAGUUCUUCAGGGAUAAUCUUCACUGGCUGGUUGAAGAUUUGAACGGCCAGGAACUCAUCUCCCGGUUCGACCUUCAAAACGAGUCGUUUCACCCCUUUCCGGCGCCGUUUCCGGGGAGAAAACUGCUGGGGAGCGUGGGGGUGUUGGAUGAUUGCCUCUGCCUGUGCGAUAACACCUCCAAUUUCGAGGUGGAUAUAUGGGUGAUGAAGGAAUACGGAGUUGGGAAAUCAUGGAGCAAGAGAUUCGUGAUCAGGAAAAUGCCGGAAUUGAUUGGGCCGUCGUUUGAAAUCGUGAGAGUGCUCAAGGUUUUGGGAGAUGGGAACAUAUUGCUGGUGUGGGCGGAUUACUGCGUCCUCAAUUACUGCAGUAAAAGUGAAGUUACACAAGAAGUUGACAUGGUUCAAUCUAGAGGCCCGAAUAGCGUUGAGGCCAUGCAUUAUGUGCCCAGUUUGAUGACUCUUAACACCUUUGUCAUGGAAAAAGUUGUUCUCUUUUAGACUAUCUGAACUAUAUUUGAUGUUCGAUUUUUUUAUACAAAGCUUCAAUCUUUUACACCAA
Molecule: messenger RNA, 1290 nt
Organism: Salvia splendens (bonfire salvia)
Lineage: Eukaryota; Viridiplantae; Streptophyta; Magnoliopsida; Lamiales; Lamiaceae
Product: F-box protein At3g07870
Exons: 1
Coding region: 90-1229 (379 amino acids)
Molecular function (GO): protein binding
Source: RefSeq, a predicted model, not a curated record